GUGACAGGCAGAGCACUGCCCAUAGGACAGCAGAGAAGUAGGAAGUCGUUGACAAAUAGUAACCGUGAGGUCGGCUGGCGUUAUCUUCCCUCUCUCUAAUCAGACUGCACAUCAAAUCGGAUUUCAAUUACCAGCGGAUUGAUGGCCUAUCCAUACGGCGGUGGUUAUGGCGCCCCCAUGCCAGGCAUGCCCCCUCAGCACGGCAUGCCACACCACCAGGGGAUGCCCGGGAUGCCCAUGGGCGGUGCCCCCCCAGGAGCCUACCCCCAGGCCCAGGCCAUGGCUUACCCUGGCACCUACGGACCCCCGCCUCCUGCCACCGACCCCAUGUGGGGGUACUUCACAGGCAUCGCCGGCCAGGACGGAGAGGUAGACGCAGAGGAACUGCAGAGGUGCCUGACACAGAGCGGCUUCAGUGGAACGUACACACCCUUCAGCUUGGAGACCUGCCGAAUCAUGAUUGCUAUGCUGGACCGUGACAUGACGGGUAAGAUGGGUUUCGAGGAGUUUAAGGAGCUGUUCAGGGCCCUGCAGGGAUGGAAGCAGAACUUCAUGAUGUUCGACCAGGACCGCAGCGGAACCGUGGAACCACACGAGAUGUCACAAGCCAUCACCUCCAUGGGCUACAGGAUCAGCCCUCAGGCUCUGAAUGGCAUCAUCAAGCGCUACAGUAAAGGAGGUCGCAUCUACUUUGACGAGUAUGUGGCCUGCUGUGUCAAACUCAGGGCACUGACAGACAACUUCAGGAGAAGAGAUACCAUGAAUCAGGGGUCUGUGAUGUUCCAGUAUGACGAUUUCAUCGUGUGCACCAUGGCCUUAUAAGGGAUCUCCAUCUACAACCUCCCCCCCAAGAAGAGGAAAGCAUGAUGGUGAUGGAGAUAAAUGGAAUCUAGAAAGAGGAGGGGCUAGGGAGGGAUGGGAAGAGUUAUAGAGUGAGUGGAUGAGUGGAGAGGGAGUCGCAAGGACACAUCCUUCAAUCAAAGUUUUUACAGCAGCUAACUGAGUAACCUUAUGAAGAGAGUUAGAGUAUAGGAAUUGAAUGUACACUCGCAAGUGUCGCUUUUGUGAGCCCUCUAGGGGCCGGUGGCGGUAACUGCAGGCAACCUAUUUUUUUUUGCCCACGUGUUGCAUCAUCACGGGGACCAGACAAUGACCUGUGCCGUUAGCCUUAAAACCAUAUGGAUCUUAACUAAUCAAUUAAUGUCACUCAGUGCUGUGAUAAGCACCAGCAAGUCCUUAACGCCAGUACUGAUGCUUGAACAGAAUGAAAUGCUUUAAUAUAGGAAGCCAUGUUUGAAAAGAUUAUGCUUAACGGUGGGUGUAGGUUGGCUGGCAGCUCUGUAUAGCCCCGUUUAUACUGCGGGCCAUUGGCCCAGGAACUUAAGCCCAGGAACGUAGGCCCAGCCCCUGUACCAGUUUAUACCGCCUGGGCUAGGCCAGAACUGGACCAAACCAAGAACUGUUGUCCAGGUAACAGACCCUACUCAACUGCCAGGGCCACCAGUUAGCCCUGGGCUUAAGUUCCCAGGCUUCAGUUCCUGGGCCUAAGUUCCUGGGCCAAUGGCCCGCAGUAUAAACGGGGCUAUGUGGACCAUGACAUGAUCGAUCCGCUUCACCAAAUGGGCCAAUGCGUAAUUAUGCUAAAUACUGUGUUUUGCUUGCAUCAACUUUUUCAUUUCAACAAGUAUUCACACAACGCAUGUCAAAGGUCCUGCCAGGGCAGUGUACUACAAAGGAGGUGGAGGAGGUGAACCUGGCUUAGUUAACCCACAAGUAGACGUAAAUCUUGUCGUAGAAGAACCCAGGGCUUCAUUCUCCUUACUACACAAAUGCCAACAGACUCUAAUUUUGUCAUAUUUAGGACUACAAGAAUUACGAUCACCAUCUUUGUAGUUCUGGUAUACCCCUUUGUAUUACAGGACAGACUGAACUCCUUCUUCUUUGGUUGAUUUUUAUUCAUGGUAAUAGAUAGAUCUCUAGUCUACGAACACAUUCAGACUUUGCUUUGAACAACUCAGUAACAAAUGGGAAAGGGAUGUUGUGCCAAAGGAAUUGCACAUUGACACACACACACACAAACCCUCUUAUUUUUUUAUAUGGUUCUUCAAUAUAUUUCAUCAUGUAUGCACCUGUUUGUAACCACUCCAGUUUAAUCGCCAUAAUCUGUACUGGGCAUUUAGGAAACCAUGCCAACGGCACGUGCCAAUAAAACUUAUAUUUACUUCCUGU
Molecule: messenger RNA, 2229 nt
Organism: Engraulis encrasicolus (European anchovy)
Lineage: Eukaryota; Metazoa; Chordata; Actinopteri; Clupeiformes; Engraulidae
Product: grancalcin-like
Exons: 8
Coding region: 142-822 (226 amino acids)
Molecular function (GO): calcium ion binding
Source: RefSeq, a predicted model, not a curated record